UAGCGUUUUAUCCCCAGCGCUGACUUGACAUGUACCUGAUACUUCUCCAUGGGUCCCCCGUUAGAUUGUUCUUCCCACUUCAACGACUGGGACAAGGGCGUCUCUUUUCCCUUGCUGCCCCCCAAAAAAAGAAUACAUCCGUCAGGUUCGAUCGACACACGACCAUUGCAUUGCGCGCACAGCAGAACCUACCUAUUCGCUCACGCAUUUUUGCUACUCUACUGUUGGGCCUUUUUUCCCUCCUUCUCCUCCCUUUGGUUUCUUCCUUCCUGCCUGAUUCUUCACUCGCUCGUUCCGUCAAUCGAUUUCGCUUCGCUUCGCUUCCCUAUUUUUGUAUUUCAGGUAGCUCCAUCAGCUUUGUCUACCCAUCGUAGAUAACUCUAGUAGCAAUCAGCAUUUGAUCCGUGGUCAUUUAAACAAACAUCAUCUCACAUCCGUUGCCAUCUCGAGAAUCACGUCGCUCGCUCCUUCGUUCGUUUGCUCGUUUGCUGGUCGGUCUUCUAACCUUCUGUCGGCUUACUCUUCUCGACACCCAAGAUGAUCUCCGUCUGAGCCACCACGAACCUCCCGGAUCCGAUUAUUCGCCUUCACAGUUUGACUCCACUGGCAAAUUUCAACAGUCUUGGUUAUUUCAGCUUCUUGGAUAGUAUUAAUCUCGAAGCUAUGCAGCUUGGUCUGACCAGUCAACAACUUGUCGACUGUUCGCAAGAUUGCCGCCCUUACUCACACCAUCGCGGCCUCAUCCAAGACCUGCCCAGGAGGCGACAUGUGGCACGGUCGUCGAAAUCCCCGAUAUCUGGCUCCGCGCCUGCUGCCUUCGCUCCCGUAGAUUCUUCUGGUCACUCACGCAAUCAGUGUUAUUCCACAACCAUGACACAAGCUGUCCCUCGACAAAGGGCGUGGCUCCCUCGAUAUAGCACGAUAUCCCGGUUGUCGAAAAGUCUACUCGUCGCUCUUCUCAUUGCAAUGCACGCCGUAUCGCCUGCUCAUGCCGUGAGGAUCCCUUUCACAAACUGCCUCAGCGACGCCUACCGCUUGCACGAACCGACGAGGCUGCAAUGGGUUCCCUUAUACGCCGAUGCCGUCUUCGAUACCGAGAACGAGAAACACAACCUUCGAGUUAUUGUUUGGGGAAACGUCACAGGUGCCCGAACGACCAGCGCGCUGCCACCGCCCGAUGACCCUUCUUGGAAGGAUGCCAGCGAUAUCAAUGGCAAAAUCGCCGAGACUCCCCAGAAGAAGGAUGGCUACAACACUGCUACGACUUACUUCCCCAAGGUUCACUUCUUGACAUAUGUUCCGUACAACAACGACAAAUUUAAUUUCUGUAACACUUCAUUGGUAAACGGAUCUUGCCCGCUUGGACCUUACUUCGGAGAAGUCGAUUAUAGUGAUGCAUACAAGUUACCUUCUAUUAACAUCACAUGGGACGCCUACUCAACAUAUGCGUUUGCGUCCCUAGCACCUAGUAUGUCGAUUAUUGAUGGGACUCGCGAUGCUCCUCAGAUUGGCUGUGUUUCCAUGGCGGUGACUCCUGAUCUGGGAGGUCUCUCGUGGCUACUCAAGUUUUUACCCAUGAUAGUGCUCCUUUUUACAGGUUUUGCAGUCGUGUUCUCAGCCAUCUUUAGUCCCUGGGGCUCAUCUGAUAUCUUCCACUGGACUUCCAAUUAUGGUCGAGAUGUUGAUCUGCUCCGUCUUGUCACGCCGGGCUUUGGAGAUUGCCUUCAGUAUAUCCAAUUUAUCGCGCUAAGCGGUGGCCUCACUCUUGACUAUCCCGGCUUCUAUCAACCCAUUGUCAGCCAGAUGGCCUGGUCGACUCUAAUGUUCAACGAGAGCUUUGUCGCCGAUGCCCCAUCAUGGCAGAGCGUUGUCGAUGGUAUUUAUGUCACCAAUGCCACUUACGGACUUCAAGAGCUUGGUCAAUUGGUUGGCAUGGCUGAGAGUAGAGAUAUCUGGGCCGGUAUGAUGGUUUGGCUAUGUGUGUGCAUUGCUUCUGUUACCGCUCUAGUUCAGGGCGCAUUUGCAGUGCAGUGGCUAUUCCGAAAGAUCAACAACACCCCGGAGGAAGAUCUGCGUUCAAAGAACGUCCCCUUUUCCGUUGGCAACGCCGUCCGCAUUGUCUUCAACUAUUUCUUAUUCCCGAUCAUCGCCCUGUCGUGCUUUCAGCUCGUCACUGCUGGCGAUUCUCCGACCUAUACGAUUGCUCUCGCCGUCGUUACCUUGGUUUUCCUCAUAAUCUUCGCGGCAUACCUCUUUUACCUCAUAAUCAGAACGAGGCCAAAGUCCGUCCUCUACGAUGAUUUGCCGACUGUUCUUUUAUACGGCCCUCUGUAUAACACAUACUCCGACGAGGCUGCUGGGUUCGCUCUCAUUCCCGUCUUCCUAACAUUCCUCCGGGGUAUCACUGUCGGUGCCGUGCAGCCUAGUGGUAUCGCUCAGGUGGUACUGCUCGCCAUUUGCGAAGUGAUUCAUAUUCUUACCAUCCAUGCCUUCCGACCGUUCCAGCGUUCAACAGCGAUGAAUGCUUAUCAUACACUUUUUGGAGCACUUCGUCUAAUUUCUAUCUUACUAAUGGUAGCAUUCGUGCCUACUCUUGAUGUUUCUGAGGGCGACAAGGGUUGGAUUGGUUACAUCAUCUUAGGAAUCCACGGUGCGGCUUUGAUAUUUGGUUUCUUCCUCAACGCCCUGCAGACCAUUAUCGAGGUCGCGGCUCGCAUGCUUGGAGCUGGCGGAGACGACGCUCGAGGUCUGACCCGUGGUGGACUCACAAAGAUCUUUGGUAUGCGACAGCUGUCUCGCCGCAACACACAGCAACGUAACACUGGUCCAUCCCGAGCAAGCCAGUUGUCGACAGCAGCAAUGUUGGACGUGGACGAUAGCGGGAAGUCAGGAUAUGCCAUGCCAAGCGGAAGGGUUCGAAGCGAGUCUGGUGCUAGUCUCGGUGGACUCAUGAACCCUCGGCAUAGGAGCAGCUCGGCGCUCGAUAGCAUCGAUGUUUACUCUGGCAUGCCGCAGAACGUGGAUAGCAGCAGCUCAUACAUGCCCAACACCCCUGGGGAGAGGAGUACAUUUUCAUUCCUGCCCUCCCCCAGCGCUGCCCGCCAUCAUCCUACACAAUCAAUAGAUGCUGCCGAUCCCUACUAUCGACCUCCUCGAAGACGACAGACGAUGAACGAGUCCAUCCACUCCGAAGGACCUGGUGGCUCUAACGCAGCAGAUGUUAAGGGCGCCAACCCAGCUGGAGGUCUAGGUGAUCCUGCAGAUAUGGGUGCGGAUAUUUCUCGAGGAGCAACACCAGCGCCCCCUCCCGCUGGAUACUCUCAGGCCAGUAUACCUCCGAACCGACCCGAUUAUGCCACUCGCGAGGUUGACUUUUACUACGGGGUUCGUGGACCCGCCUUGAACUCGGACGGCCCGGGCCGGAAACUUGGAACUGGUCCCGCCGAUCCAACUGGUCCUGUGGCUACUGCCUCGGGCUGGUUCCGGAAUCUAUUCGGUGGAAAGACAAAAGAGAAGGGCAAGGGUUUCGAGGUUGUGAGGAGCUCACGGAUGCCUCCAGCCAUGAUGGCUAGGAAUGGUGGAGAGUCGCCCCCUGAGGGUAUCCCAGUGGCUAUGGGCGUACUACGGAACGGUCCAAUUGACUCAGAUGAUGAAGACGAGCCUCGACCAAGGCGGUCUCCCGGACGUCAACCUCAAAGUGCUCUACUAGAUGACAACGGUGAUCCUCAAGACUCUGAGCCGGAAAGUCCUGUGCUGGAGCGACCCCGACGUACUUUCAGUGCCGGCAGCGAGAGUUUCCCUCGGGAGCCAAGCAAGUCUUUGUCCAAGGCGCCUCAUAUCGCACUGCGCGAAGCUGAGGAUGACGAUGCCCCAGAGAUUCCUCGGAAGAGCUCCAAGCGUGCUUCUGGCCACUUUGGAGGCAGUGAUCACAGCCGAGCACCAUCUCUUACCCUCAUGAAUAUGCCAGGCUCAACGAUAUCCUUUGAAUCUCAGUGGCGAGGAGAACCCGAUGCUGUUAGCCGCACUUCAAGUCACCACCGAGCUACACUAUCAGCGUCAUCGCGGCUACCGUUUGAGCGAACCAACUCCCAGAAGCGAUUGUCGUCCAAUUCGUCCAUGGAGUUCCCCGGCGAGUUCACCAACAUCGACUUCGGCCCUUCAGUUGAUGAGCGGCCGGCCAGCUUUGGCAUGGUGUCACAACAUGGUGUCAGCCGAGUUGACCCGUUGCACCGUGACGUGGAUCUGCUCGGCAGCUCCGCCGAGCUUGUCGAAGAUCCUCCUGCCAGACCUCGCACUUGAUACUUCUGCUGUUAUAGCCAAGUAGGAGGUCUAUUGGUCACUCUUCUAUGUUGCUUACCAUAACACACUCGUCGAUAUGAUCAGUCACUACACCCUUCUCGGGUUUCAACCUAAUACUAGUUUCUUUUUUGUUUGGUUGCCUCAAGGGCCAAAACCAUGUACACGAUUUAUAGACCAAGGUCCUCAAGGUCCUUGCACAUGAGCACACAUGCUCACCUUCUCUCAUUUUUGGUUAUGAAUCGAACACAAUUCAGUCACAGCCGCAGGUUCUCACGAAGGAACUCGAGCUCUGAAAGUACAAGUGAACGAGAAGGCGUUACGUUACAUACGGGUCUUUUUAUGGCAAAUUUUCAUUACUUGAGCCUGACUGCCUCGAGUCAAUUUUCUUUGUGUUUAGGGAUAUGUUCUUUUUGAGAAUGUCCAUACUAGCGUUGGCGUAACAAAAAGCUGGUUCAGGGAGGGGGAUUUACACAAGGGGUCAUCAAAGCCCCAACAUGUCUAUUGUUUUUUAUGUAGUGGGUUUUGUGGGAAUGAAAGUGUAGUUAUAUAAUUUUGGAGGGAUAUCCUGUCAAAGGUUCUGGGUAUGACUCACCAUCCUGGGACGAUGAAGAACCAGGAUUUACUAGGCACAAUUCUAAUGAGAAGUUGUAAUGAUCAUUGUACUUGAUCUCGUUUAUUUGUGCACGUUUUAACAGACGAUGGUCUGUUUACAUGCAAGUAGUCUUUUUGUAAUACGAUAAAUAGCCCCUCAGCAAGAUAUGCAUUUGUUACGCAUCUGGCAUUUCGUCUUCAGUUGCAACAGUAUCCUUUGUUAUCUGAUACCUUCGUGUCCCUUUGGUAUUUCACUUCACCGAGAUAAACCCAAUGCCUGACCGAGCCUUGCGCGCCGCUUCCUUGAGCGCCUGGUCCUCGACAUCAGUCCACUUGACACUCAGGUCGUUCCAGUUCUUACCGGGUGUGUUGUACUCCUUGCGCCACUGGGCCUGCACCUUCUGCAGACGCGACAUCUCGCGCGGGUCGCCCGAACCGCUGUACAACAUGAAGGCUGUGCAGGGCGGCAAGGAAUCAUAGAUGCGUGUGAGACGCUCUGUAAGGCGUACGAGGGCCUGCUCGAGCUCUGACUUGUCGGAUGGGAUGGCCUCAGAGUCUCGUGGAGGACCACCGUCGCUGUUUGUGUUGUCGACACGGUUACGGUUCCACCAGCCUUGAAGGGCCUCAAGCUCUCGCAUUCUCGCCCAGACAAAGUCAACUCCGCCGCCGCGGAUUUCGAGGCCAUCCGGGUCUCCCUGCACAGCACGAAUUACGUUGUUAGUUACAUCCUCGUCGUUCUUACAGCCGAGCUGAUGUGUUGCGCCGGCUCCAGCCCCCUUGGAGGGAUCGCCCCAGUCAACAGCUGCGCUCGUCUUGCCGACCUCAGCGCCACCUGCGGUUCCCCCUUGGGCCUUGUAUGCAGUUCCAGCUCGCGCUAGUCGGCGGAACAAGUUCUCUCCCUGUGAGUCAGAUGUUCCCCAGGCCUUGCCCUUUUCACAUUUUUGUUUGACAAGAUCGAGGCAGGUCUUAGAGUCCUCGAUGCUGUCGUGGCCAUUUGCGCCGCCUUUUUGAAUCUCCUUUGACAGAUAUUUUUGCGCCAGCCAUUUUAGAGACGAUUUGAGAGGAGGGCCGCGAGGAUGCGGGUAAAUGAUGGAUGUGUCGAUGAUAAAAGGGUGAGAGAUGCGGAGAGCCUUGGUAUCUGACUCUAAAGAGUGUCCUAUCAAGACUGUGCGAGGGGUCAGCAGUUCAAGUAGCUUCUGCUGGAUGUCAUGUAAUGUAGUUGUUACAGGUGCAAGCAUCUCUUCUGUGAUGCCAGAAAAUUGGGUGACGUAGUCGAUAAUAGGCUUAUCAGGCUUGACAAGUUCAUCGAGUACAACGUUGCCGAACCAGUCGACUAUGCUGAUUCUCGUCAGAGAGAACUCGUUCUCUCCAGUCAUACACAUUUCACAAUCCAGGGCCAGAACAUUUCGUCCUUCUGUGAUGCUGCCCUUUUCAAUUUCGUCUUCUGGAACUUGACCUUCUUCAAGGCUUUUCACAUGGGUGAUGACCCAUCCUUCGGGGAGAACGAACUGGUCUUUGGCAACACCUUCCAGCAUAGCUGGGUGAACCAAGUAGCCGUUGUCAGUCAGAUCAUCGACUGUACAAAGGAAUUCAGUGAUGCGUGCUCUCUCGUUCUUCCAUCCCGAAGGCUCAUGUGCUGGUUUGAUGCCCUUCUUUGUCCCAUUCUUUUCCUUCGGGGUGGGGGUUGUUAGGAAAGCGGCCAUGGGCGAAUGCAUCUUUCCGUGUCUAUCAUCACCUGGUGUCUUGACGGGCCAUAGAUGCGUGAACAUGUCCGCGAAUGGUUGCAGAGCCUCGGGUAGGCGCUCUCUCCUCAGUGGUCGGGGAUAAUAGUCGUCCGGCGACGCCACAACAGCGUUUUCCUCCUUAUCAGCAUUGUUGUAUGUAUCGAAGUCAACGUCGUGCUUGAACAUAGCCUCCUCAAUACCGGGUAUCAUUAUAGCCACAAUCUUUCGGAACGCUGGGCGAUGGGUAAUGCCGAUCCAUUGAGGACCAGCUCCGUCGGCAAAGAUAUAUGUAACCAGGUCUCGCAUUUGGGAAAUAUUGAUCUUGGAUUGCAGUCGCGCAUUAGGCGAGAAUGCAAUGGUGGGAUAAUUCUUGCCAGGUUUAGGGACCUUCUUAAGCUUCUUUGAAGCCCGUGAAACGACCUGCCACUCUCCGCCGUCGUCUGCGUCAUGGGGAUUUGAACGCUUCAGGCUGCCGUCGCUUUGUGUUGAAGCAUCCUUCUCGAGAGUCGCAAUGGCCGUCGUGACAGGAACACCUUGGUCGAACUUGUCGGGCGUUUGGGCCUCAUCUUGAUUGUCGCUUGAAGAGGCCUUGUCGAUGGGAUCGGGGAUUGGGUCAGAUCCUAGGGCUGUAAGGGCUUUGUUGACGAGUUUGGCAGCUUUUCUCUUUGCUUUCUUACCCAUUAUGAGUUUUACACGAGUGCGAGCGCAAAUAAUACGCCGCUAGAAGGAGAAACGUGAAAAGAGUUCACGUCGUGAGGUAACAAUGUUUAAGGAAAUAAAAAAGAAUUGCGAUCCGAGAAUGCAGAUGCACUGCUGUGCCAAGGG
Messenger RNA from Fusarium odoratissimum NRRL 54006, 7439 nucleotides. RefSeq lists its product as uncharacterized. The transcript has 2 exons. Lineage: Eukaryota; Fungi; Ascomycota; Sordariomycetes; Hypocreales; Nectriaceae. The coding region runs from base 664 to 4299 and encodes 1211 amino acids. The record is from RefSeq and is a predicted model, not a curated record. Gene Ontology annotation, biological process: transmembrane transport.